AACGGUCGCUUAUCAGACAACUCUGAAACCAAUGUCUCGCUGCACCCAGUGUCAAGUUCGUACAAAUGGAGCAAGAUAACUUCCGACACAGACACAAGUUCCCACGAUUUCCGCGAGUCAGCUCAAAAGUAACGUUUUAGAACUCGCGGUGAAUUUUGACGCAGGUGCAGCUCUAUAAAAUCUUUUAGAAAAUCCUUAAAACUUUGCAAUGUUGAACCUACGCUUGCAACUGCUCGCGGCGAUUGCUUUCAGCGCGCUGUCAUGGACCCAAGCGGCCAGCAUAUUUUCGGGCGCUUCGUUCAGUCGCAUUGUGGGUGGUUCGUCGGCAGUUGAUAUUAACAUACCGUACAUCGUCUCACUGAGGUCGUUCAGCUUCCACAUUUGUGGCGGUUCGAUAAUUAAUGGAUACACCGUAGUCACCGCAGCGCAUUGCCUGGUGGCCAGCGAAGCUAGCGACUUACAAAUUCAUGCCGGCGCAAAGACCCGUUCCUCACACGAGGGCAUGUUGAUUAACGUUGUUGCGAUACAUUAUGAUCGGCGCUUCAGUAUGGAGACUAUGGACUACGAUAUCGGUUUGGUUCGUCUAGCUAAUCCGCUCAUUUUCAGUGUACGCAUACAGCCAAUCGCUUUGCCCGCUGCUGGCGAGUUAGUGUUGGAUGAGGAUAUCGCUUUGGUGGCCGGUUGGGGUUACAAGUCCGCUUAUGGGCCAGGUUCUUACGUUUUGCGGUACGCUCGUGUUCCGAUUGUUAAUCAGACUGUGUGCAAUGAGCAGAUGGAAGGAUCCAUAACUGAUCGCAUGAUCUGCGCUGGCUAUGAUAAAGGUGGAAUUGAUGCCUGUCAAAUGGACUCGGGUGGUCCGCUGGUGGUGGACGAGAAACUUGUGGGCAUCGUGUCGUGGGGUGUUGGCUGUGCGCGUCCUAAUAAGCCCGGUGUUUACACACGCGUCUCAGAGCUGAUCGAUUGGGUGCAGACCACUCUGGCAGACAACUACGCGGACAGCAUUCCAAGAGAUAGGAAGAAAUAAAAAAGCAAUUGCGGAAACCAAAGAGAACUAUUUGUGUAAAAUUUAAAUUUAUUAAAUUUAUUCAAAUAAAAAUUGGUUUUAUGGAGAUAUCAUUUAAAAGGAAUACUUUUUAAUUAUAUAUAUAUAAUUCGAUAUAAAGGCACACUAUAAAUAAUAGGUAGCAAAGAGAUAUGUUUUUAGAAAUUUUACAGUUGAAAAUUGAUGGAUUGCCACCUUUUUAAAAUUUUAACUUAAAAAACUUGAUAAUAUAAACGAAUUAUAAAAAUAUAAGCAUUAAA
Molecule: messenger RNA, 1302 nt
Organism: Bactrocera oleae (olive fruit fly)
Lineage: Eukaryota; Metazoa; Arthropoda; Insecta; Diptera; Tephritidae
Product: trypsin-4
Biological process (GO): proteolysis
Molecular function (GO): serine-type endopeptidase activity
Source: RefSeq, a predicted model, not a curated record